AGAAGCCUCGGGUAGUAGUGAUGCCGGAAUCCGCAGGCAGAAGAACGCUGCUUGUUCGGCAUCUCCCGGCCGAACUCAGCCCAGAUGAACAGAGAGACCUGCUGGAGAAAACCGGAGCAGAGAGCGUUCGGUUAUGGAGAAAUGGGAAACUGAAGCAUAUGGCGUUUGCCUCAUACCCUAAUGAAUUUGCGGCUGCAAAGGCGCUGUCCAUUCUUCACCAGCUGAGUGUCCUGGGCCACACUCUUGUGGUAGAGUAUGCCAAAGAGGACCGCAUACACCUGGAGGACCAGCCGUCCUUCUCAGUCAAGAAGAUAAGUUCUGAGGACAACGUCAAAGAGCCAAAUCUUCCAAACCAGAUCACCAUAGAGAAAGGAAUUGCUCCUAGUCAUGGGAUUAUCUUCCCAAUCCGGCCAAGUCUGAAGUACCUGUACCCCCCUCCCACCAGCACGGUGCUAGCAAACAUCGCCAAUGCCUUGGCAUGCGUGCCCAAGUUCUACGUGCAGGUGCUGCAUUUAAUGAACAAAAUGAACCUUCCUGCCCCCUUCGGACUUUUGACUGCACAGCCGCCCUUGCAUACAGAGUACUUACCCGCACCGUACCCACCAGUACCUUCGUAUGCCCCUGAGAACCCCCCACUGCCGGAACUGGAUGAUGACUAUGACAUGGAGGUGUCCAGCCGGGAGGAGUCGGAGUAUGAGAGUGGUGAAGAGGAAGACAAAGAGAGAGUGGCUCGUCUGAAGGAACUAGCAGAUAUGCUUCCCAAAAGGCCAAAGCAAGCCAAGCAGCGCCCCCCACGGAAGAAGAUGAGAGUAAAAGACCUCAUUGCUCCUGCAGCGCCCCAUAGCAUUACCCACAAACCUCUGCUGGCCUCUGAGGUCUUUGAACAGCCCCUUAAUGUUGGUCCUAAGAAACUGGAGCUUCAUAUUCCUGCAGACAUCUCAGCUGUGCCUGACCAGUCAGAAAAUGAAGUGGAAGAUGUAGAAGAUGCAUCUGGCUUUGGAAAGAUUUUCCCCUCUAAUGUUCCUAAAGCUCAGGAGAGUGAGGAGGAGGAUGAAGAUGAGAUGCCACUGGAAUUUAUAUCACGGAGGGAGCUGGAAAAAGGACGAAUUUCUAAAGAAGAGAUGAGAAAACUUUCUAUAUUCAAAAACUAUGACGCCGGAGAACCCAACUGCCGACUGUACGUGAAAAACCUCUCAAAACAAGUGGAUGAGAAGGAACUGAAGUUUAUCUUUGGGAGGUUCAUCAACUUUUCGUCUGAAACUGAAAAAAAUAUGUUUGACAUUCGGCUUAUGAAAGAAGGACGAAUGAAAGGACAAGCAUUCAUUGGGUUUCCCAGCGAGGAGGUGGCAGCACGAGCCUUGAGACAUGCGCAUGGAUAUUCUCUUCAUGAAAAACCCAUGGUCAUUCAAUUUGCACGCUCUGCUCGCCCUAAGCCCACCCCUGAAAAGCCACAAAAGAAACGAUAAAUGUUUUACUGCAGUAACGAUCAGCUCCCAGCAGCCAUAGCCUGUGUGCCAGUUCUUUCCUUUUAAUGGGCAAAGCAGAUGUGCUACAUGACCGUGUAAUUGCUGCUUGACAUGAAAAGCGUAUCCUUUGUUGUUGUAUCCUUUUAUAAAUGUAUUUGUGCUCACCCUGUGCAGAACACACACAAGGCGACCCCCUCUAUACGCUGGGUUAUUAGGCCCCUCUAUACGCUGGGUUAUAUGUCCCCUCUAUACGCUGGGUUAUAUGUCCCCUCUAUACGCUGGGUUAUAUGUCCCCUCUAUACGCUGGGUUAUAUGUCCCCUCUAUACGCUGGGUUAUAUGUCCCCUCUAUACGCUGGGUUAUAUGUCCCCUCUAUACACUGGGUUAUUAGUCCCCUCUAUACACUGGGUUAUUAGUCCCCUCUAUACACUGGGUUAUUAGUCCCCUCUAUACACUGGGUUAUUAGCUCCCUCUAUACACUGGGUUAUUAGCUCCCUCUAUACGCUGGGUUAUUAGCUCCCUCUAUACGCUGGGUUAUUAGUCUCCUCUAUACGCUGGGUUAUUAGUCCCCUCUAUACGCUGGGUUAUUAGUCCCCUCUAUACGCUGGGUUAUUAGUCCCCUCUAUACGCUGGGUUAUUAGUCCCCUCUAUACGCUGGGUUAUUAGCCCCUCUAUACGCUGGGUUAUUAGCUCCCUCUAUACGCUGGGUUAUUAGCUCCCUCUAUACGCUGGGUUAUUAGCCCCCUCUAUACGCUGGGUUAUUAGCCCCUCUAUACGCUGGGUUAUUAGCUCCCUCUAUACGCUGGGUUAUUAGCUCCCUCUAUACGCUGGGUUAUUAGCCCCCUCUAUACGCUGGGUUAUUAGCCCCCUCUAUACGCUGGGUUAUUAGCCCCCUCUAUACGCUGGGUUAUUAGCUCCCUCUAUACGCUGGGUUAUUAGCCCCCUCUAUACGCUGGGUUAUUAGCCCCCUCUAUACGCUGGGUUAUUAGCCCCCUCUAUACGCUGGGUUAUUAGCCCCCUCUAUACGCUGGGUUAUUAGCCCCCUCUAUACGCUGGGUUAUUAGCCCCCUCUAUACGCUGGGUUAUUUGUCCCAUAUACACUCUCUUAUUCUCUAGGGGCAAAUGGGGAAAUUGUACAAAGACCGGAGUGUGAGCUGUUUUGUGCUUUAUUUGCAUGCGGCUCAGACGUCGCACUGUUCCAGACUGUAGGUGAUGAUACGACCAUGUGGGACACAAUUUGUCUGUAAGGUUUUUCUUUGCAGGUGUCACCAGUGAAGCUCCAGCGGAUCCCGCGCUAUGGAGCGUGGUGCGGCGCAGUCACUUGUAUGUUUCUGGAAUUGUCCUGUAAAUGUUUUUUUAUCAUGUAAAUAAAUUUUAUUUUGCACUA
Messenger RNA from Bombina bombina (fire-bellied toad), 2852 nucleotides. It is a transcript of the gene RNPC3, whose product is annotated as RNA binding region (RNP1, RRM) containing 3. The coding region runs from base 21 to 1466 and encodes 481 amino acids. Gene Ontology annotation, molecular function: protein binding; U12 snRNA binding; pre-mRNA intronic binding. The transcript is spliced from 15 exons. Lineage: Eukaryota; Metazoa; Chordata; Amphibia; Anura; Bombinatoridae. Gene Ontology annotation, biological process: mRNA splicing, via spliceosome. The record is from RefSeq and is a predicted model, not a curated record. Gene Ontology annotation, cellular component: U12-type spliceosomal complex.